Molecule: messenger RNA, 1460 nt
Organism: Camelus dromedarius (Arabian camel)
Lineage: Eukaryota; Metazoa; Chordata; Mammalia; Artiodactyla; Camelidae
Gene: SAXO4
Product: stabilizer of axonemal microtubules 4
Exons: 12
Coding region: 174-1460 (428 amino acids)
Molecular function (GO): phosphatase binding
Source: RefSeq, a predicted model, not a curated record
GUGUUAGUGGAGAAGGACAGACGAGAGGGAAAGGCCGCUGGGUGGGCAUCCAUCACCUCCCGUGUGGUCUCCACCUCCUGGGCCUGGGGAUGGUUCGGGGCCCUUGGGCUGCCAGACCUGAGGGGUGCCUUGUGUUUCCUUCCUAGGCCCCUGGGGCCCUGCCCCACAGCAUCAUGAUGGGAAAACUCCCCCUGGGGGUGGUCUCCCCUUAUGUGAAGAUGAGUUCGGGGGGCUGCACGGACCCCCUGAAAUUCUACGCCACCAGCUACUGCACAGCCUAUGGUCGGGAGGAUUUCAAGCCCUGCAUGGGCACUCACAAAGGCACAGGCUACAGAUCAAAUUACCGGCCCAUGGUCUCAUACCAAGCCAAUCUCGAUGCCCUGGACAACCCGGCCACGGGGGAACAAGUCGACAAUAAGUUCCAGACAGAGACCAGUCAGAACUACCAUCCCCUGGAGGUGCCUGAUGGCAAAUACCCUCUGCCCUGGAACCUGCACCAGACCAACUCUGGCUACUCUCGGGAGAAGCCCAGUGCGGCCACCCCUACCAAGGAGGUCAGGAAGGUCCAUUUUGACACCCAGGACUAUGGGCCCCAAGCCAUCACCGGGGCGGAGCCCAAGGACGUGCCCCUGCUCCACCAGCAGCAGAACAAGGGCUCACUGGAGUGGGAAAACUCCCGACACGGCCCGCGCUUCAUGACUUCCGAGUAUAAUUCCAAGUAUCUCAAGGAGCCGUCAAAUCAACCAGAUCUCUUGCAGAAGAAAUCAGUCGGCGCCAAGGAGGAGACUGGCUUCACUGGAGAGUCCACCAAGAAUCCCAUCAUCUUUCAGCCGAACUCCCAGGCCCUUCCUGGGGACCCAGUCCUCCUGCCCAGCCGGAGUGUCACCAGGUCGGACUUUCUCCCCAUAACCCACCCUCAUGGGGAUGAGUUCCUGCCUGUGCUGGCCAGAGGCUCCGAGCGGGAGACGGGCUUCAGCCGAGUGAAUGAGAGGAUCCUGAACCCCAGAGUGCCCACUCCUGGCCCAGAACCCUGCAGCAUGAGCCACUGGCAAUUCCAGCCCCCUCAGCGGGUGCAACAGACAAAUGUUGCCCUGCUUGGCCGGGAGACCGUGGGGAAAAAGGAGCCCACAGGCUUCAGCCUUAACAACCCGAGCUAUGUCCGGAGCCCUUACGACCCUGACCUGGAUAAUCGCUACCUGACCACCUACAAUCAAGGAUACUUCGAGAACAUCCCCAAGGGUCUCGACCGGGAAGGCUGGACUCGAGGUGGCAUCCAGCCCCAGAAGCCCGGAGGCUAUGCCCUCAACCAGCCGGUCACCCGCACGGAGGCCGCCCCCAGCCCUGCAGAGAGCCUGCGGCGCCUGCACCCCCACGUGGGCAGAACCCUGAUCUCGGCUGACCCCUUCUACCGAGCCGCGCCUCACAGCAGCCACGGCAGCCGCUUCACUGCGCCCAACUGA